Messenger RNA from Solanum verrucosum, 477 nucleotides. Its product is annotated as H/ACA ribonucleoprotein complex subunit 3-like protein. Lineage: Eukaryota; Viridiplantae; Streptophyta; Magnoliopsida; Solanales; Solanaceae. Gene Ontology annotation, biological process: snRNA pseudouridine synthesis; ribosome biogenesis; rRNA pseudouridine synthesis. The record is from RefSeq and is a predicted model, not a curated record. The transcript has 4 exons. Gene Ontology annotation, cellular component: box H/ACA snoRNP complex; box H/ACA telomerase RNP complex. Gene Ontology annotation, molecular function: telomerase RNA binding; box H/ACA snoRNA binding. The coding region runs from base 60 to 254 and encodes 64 amino acids.
UUAGCUUCCUCCAUAAAAAAAACCCAGCCGGAAGUAGCUCAGGUGAAGCAUUAGAGAAGAUGUAUCUCCAGUUUUACAUCAAUGAGAUUGGUGACAAAGUUUACACCACUAAGAAAGAGUCACCACUGGGUUUGGCCACACAAUCUGCUCACCCAGCCCGCUUUUCGCCAGAUGAUAAAUUUUCAAGGCAAAGAGUGCUUCUGAAGAAGCGUUUUGGUUUGCUUCCUACCCAAAAACCAGCUCAAAAGUACUAGCCAUUUUUGGUCUCCAGUAUUGCUUUCCUACUCAUAGUUAUUAAGGCUUCUUUGUCUUGCGUAGAUGUGAAUCAUUAAGUUAUGUAUUGUAACUCAGAUUGCAUGUCAGCCACAUCUAGUGUUGAUGUUUUUGUUGGUUUAUUUGACUUGAUGGCGGAUGUAUGUUGUGGAAUUGUUUUCGUAAAUCUUAAGAGGAGGCGAAAGGUGCUUCGAAUUUGAUAUA